AAUGUAAAGACAGGCUUAAUAACUGUGCAAAACUCAUCGCAAAGAACAAGGAUUACUGYGAAAACUAUGUAAAUUAUAUGAAAGAGUAUUGUCGCAAGACGUGCAAUUUUUGCAGUCCAACUGUAGCCAUCCCUAAAUGUAGAGAUAAACGCAAGCGUAAAUGCAAACGUUACGCGAAGUUCCAAGGGUAUUGCACAGUUUACAAGGAUUACAUGUCAGARAUGUGCCCAAGGUCUUGUAGAUUCUGCGGUGUAGCUGUAGUAAACAAGAAGAUAGCCUACAAGGUUUACAAUGAGAAAUACGAGUUUGCAAUCAAGACAAUGUGGGACGGCUCCCCCAUCAAUCACGACCCUAUCAAGAUCAAACUAAGUGCUGAAGAUAACCUUAAUGUACGCCUGGAAGUAAGUGGACCCUUUUUUGAUCAGCCAGGAAAGCCCCCGUGCUUGGCAGGGCAGCCUUGCUGGAGACUCUGGGAAUAUGAAGUUGCGGAGGUAUUUUUCCUUGGAGACAAACAGAAAUAUUUGGAGCUUGAGGUCUCACCCCAUGGCCCACAUCUGUUGCUUCUUCUUGAUGGAGUACGCAAGCCUUUCAAGACUAAGUUACCAAUGAGGUAUUCAGCAACGAUCGAUAAUAUCAAGAAGACAUGGAAUGGUACAGCGAUUGUGCCCAUCGAUUACUUCCCACCCAACAUGAGAAAGAUCAAUGCUUAUGCUAUUCAUGGKCCUGACAAUAGUAAAGUGUACCAGGCGCUCUACCCGGCCAAAGGCACUCUACAUCCUGACUUCCAUCAGCUWAAGUUUUUUCAAGACUUUGAUUUCAAGUCGAUGUUUCCACAAGCAUGGACUGCACAACCAAUGUCUCCAUUCUGGGUUGAUAGGAACUAGCUGCUGCACUUCAAUAUUAUUUAAACAACUCUAAGACAUUCAAUUAAUGUCUUGCUUCAACAAUAUCUGUCGAGAUAUGCUACAAAACAAUAUAAGUAUAUAUAUAAAUAUAUAUUCAUUAAAAAGACUCUUGAUUCUUUUUCAACUUUUUCAAAUUGGGAUGCCUGUGGUAUAGAAUUUUUGGUCCAUGGGCUUCCUGUGGUAUURAUCAAUGCUCAAGCAAAGAAUAAAAUUGUCAAGCUCUUUUUGGUUCUUUUUAACUUUCUUUAGAUAUUUGUAAAAGAGGUCAAUAUAGUAUAAUAAAAUGAAGAAAAGGAAAAAA
Molecule: messenger RNA, 1206 nt
Organism: Exaiptasia diaphana
Lineage: Eukaryota; Metazoa; Cnidaria; Anthozoa; Actiniaria; Aiptasiidae
Product: UPF0462 protein C4orf33 homolog
Exons: 8
Coding region: 78-884 (268 amino acids)
Source: RefSeq, a predicted model, not a curated record